Molecule: messenger RNA, 2070 nt
Organism: Schizophyllum commune H4-8
Lineage: Eukaryota; Fungi; Basidiomycota; Agaricomycetes; Agaricales; Schizophyllaceae
Product: succinate dehydrogenase
Exons: 11
Coding region: 46-1965 (639 amino acids)
Biological process (GO): tricarboxylic acid cycle; mitochondrial electron transport, succinate to ubiquinone
Molecular function (GO): succinate dehydrogenase (quinone) activity; flavin adenine dinucleotide binding; electron transfer activity
Source: RefSeq, a predicted model, not a curated record
UGAGCGGGCGGGGCGUCAUUGCGCGCGUCUUGUCUUCACUCCGCCAUGUUCAGGCCCACGCUCAGGAAGUGUCUCCUUCGGCCUCACCGCUCCUUCUCCACCACCGCCCCCGCGAGGAAGGUCGUCGCGACAAACCCCGUCAAGGCGCAGGAGGUUCCGUCUUGGGCAUCAGGGAAAUAUCCCUUGAUUGAGCACGAGUACGAUGCGGUCGUUGUAGGUGCUGGUGGCGCGGGCUUGCGAGCAGCGUUCGGUCUCGCCGAAGCUGGCUUCAACACGGCAUGCAUUACCAAGCUUUUCCCGACUCGAAGCCACACCGUUGCGGCGCAGGGAGGGAUCAACGCAGCGCUCGGAAACAUGACCGAGGACGACUGGAGAUGGCAUAUGUACGACACGGUCAAGGGUUCCGACUGGCUUGGAGACCAGGACGCCAUCCACUACAUGUGUCGCGAGGCGCCUAAGACCGUCAUUGAGCUCGAGCACUUCGGUGUUCCUUUCUCACGCACGAAGGAGGGCAAGAUCUACCAGCGCGCCUUCGGUGGCCAGUCGCUGAAGUACGGCAAGGGAGGUCAGGCGUAUCGCUGCGCUGCCGCCGCUGACCGUACCGGUCACGCCCUCCUCCAUACCCUCUACGGCCAAUCCCUCCGCCACAACACCAACUUCUUCAUCGAGUACUUCGCACUCGACCUCAUCAUGCAGGAUGGUGAGUGUGUGGGUGUGAUCGCCCUCAACCUCGAGGACGGCACCCUCCACCGCUUCCGUUCGCACAAGACCGUCCUCGCGACGGGUGGGUACGGACGAGCGUACUUCAGCUGCACCAGUGCGCACACGUGCACGGGUGACGGUAACGCCAUGGUCGCCCGUGCCGGCCUUCCCCUCCAGGAUCUGGAGUUCGUCCAGUUCCAUCCCACGGGUAUCUACGGUGCUGGUUGCCUGAUCACUGAGGGUUCUCGCGGUGAGGGAGGCUACCUCCUCAACUCUGAGGGUGAGCGCUUUAUGGAGCGUUACGCACCGACCGCGAAGGAUCUUGCCUCUCGUGAUGUCGUGUCUCGUAGCAUGACGAUCGAGAUUCGCGAGGGUCGCGGUGUCGGUCCUGAGAAGGAUCACUGCUACCUCCAACUCAGCCAUCUGCCCGCCGAGAUUUUGCACGAGCGUCUCCCGGGUAUUUCUGAGACCGCCGCUAUCUUCUCUGGUGUCGAUGUCACCAAGGAGCCCAUCCCCGUCUUGCCCACCGUCCACUACAACAUGGGUGGUAUUCCGACGAAGUACACUGGCGAGGUUAUCACGGUCGACGAGAACGGCAAGGACAAGGUUGUCCCCGGUCUCUACGCCGCCGGUGAGGCUGCCUGUGUUUCCGUCCAUGGUGCCAACCGUCUCGGUGCGAACUCCCUGCUCGAUAUCGUCGUCUUCGGCCGUGCUUGCGCGCACCACAUCGAGGAGACCCUUACCCCUGGCAAGCCGCACAAGAAGAUUCCCGAUGAGGCUGGCAUCGAGAGCAUCGAGUUCCUUGACCAGAUCAGGAAGGCUGACGGUCCCAUCCCCACCGCUAAGAUCCGGUUGGACCUCCAAAAGGCCAUGCAGUCGGACGCUGCUGUGUUCAGGACGCAGGAGUCGUUGGACGAGGGUGUGCAGAAGGUCAAGCAGAUCUACGAGACCUACAAGGAUGUCGGUAUCAAGGAUCGCUCGAUGAUCUGGAACUCUGACCUCGUCGAGACGCUCGAGCUCCGCAACUUGCUCCAGUGCGCCGUGCAGACCAUCACCUCCGCCGCAGCCCGCAAGGAGUCCCGCGGCGCCCACGCACGCGAGGACUUCCCCGAGCGCGACGACGAGAGCUGGAUGAAGCACACGCUUUCCUUCCAGAACGACUCGACGAAGCCGGACGUCAAGUUGUCGUACCGUGGUGUCAUCGACAAGACGCUGGAUGAGAACGAGUGCAAGGCGGUGCCGCCGUUUAAGCGUGUGUACUAGGCGCAUGCAGGCGCGUUCGGGUGCAUGUACUUACAGAGUGAACACUGAACGUACGGAUUGUAUCAUUACCCUGAUAAUCAUUAUUUCGCGUUCAUUGGCUUGGAA